Penicillium oxalicum is the source of this 333-nucleotide messenger RNA. RefSeq names its product putative Yippee zinc-binding protein Moh1. Gene Ontology annotation, cellular component: ubiquitin ligase complex. The record is from RefSeq and is a predicted model, not a curated record. The transcript is spliced from 2 exons. NCBI's taxonomy places the organism in Eukaryota, Fungi, Ascomycota, Eurotiomycetes, Eurotiales, Aspergillaceae. The coding region runs from base 1 to 333 and encodes 110 amino acids.
AUGGGCUUGACAUACAACGUCUACUUGACCUCCAACAAGAUCUUUGGCUGCAAGUCAUGCCAGACACAUCUAGCAGACUAUAAUGAUAUCAUCAGCCGCAACUUCCGUGGCCAGCAUGGUAAAGCGUAUCUCUUCAACAACGUCGUGAAUAUCACCCAAUCCGAUCCAGUUGAGCGCAGCAUGACAACCGGUCGCCACAUUGUUCGUGAUAUUUCGUGCCGCCAAUGCAAGGAGACUGUGGGUUGGAAAUACGACAAGGCCUAUGAGGGCAGUGAGAAGUACAAGGAGGGCAAAUUCAUUCUCGAGGAAGAGUUGUUAUGUCUGGUGGCUUAG